UUAGGCCAGAAAAGCUGUAAGCUGAAGGAGAAAUGUUUAGUGGGAGAAGCACUGGCUGCUAAGCAGCAGAAGUCGGAUUCCUGCUGAGUGGGACGCCUGGCCGGGCGCCGGAAAGGGGAUCUCCCAGAAGAGGAAGGGCCAGCUGAGGGCGAGGGCCAUGGACUUCAUCACCUCCACAGCCAUCCUGCCGCUGCUGUUUGGCUGCGUCGGCAUCUUCGGCCUCCUCCGCCUGCUGCAGUGGCUACGAGCCAGGGCUUACCUGCGAGGUGCUGUGGUGGUGAUUACAGGUGCCACCUCGGGGCUGGGGAGAGAGUGUGCCAAAGUGUUCCACGCCUCCGGGGCUAAGCUCGUGCUCUGCGGCCGGAACGUGGAGGCCCUAGAGGAACUCGCCAGAGAGCUCAUUGCCACUCCCGCCACCAAGGUACAGACACACAAGCCUCACACGGUGACCUUCGACCUCGCAGACCCUGGGGCCAUAGCGGCGGCGGCAGCACAGAUGGUGCAGUGCUUCGGCCACGUGGACAUCCUCAUCAACAAUGCCGGCAUCAGCUACCGUGGCGCCAUCCAGGACACGGCCGUGGACGUGGACAGGAAGGUCAUGGAGACAAACUACUUCGGCCCAGUGGCUCUAACGAAAGCACUCCUUCCUGGCAUGAUCCAGAGGCGGCAGGGCCACGUGGUCGUCAUCAGCAGCGUCCAGGGCAGAAUCAGCAUCCCUUUUCGCUCAGCAUAUGCAGCUUCCAAGCAUGCCACCCAGGCAUUCUUUGACUGUUUGCGUGCCGAGGUGCAACAGGACCAGAUUGAGGUGACCGUCAUCAGCCCCGGCUACAUCCACACCAACCUGUCUCUCAACGCCGUCACUGCCAAUGGUUCCAGAUACGGGGCCAUGGACAAGAACACAGCCCAGGGCCGGAGCCCCACCCAGGUGGCCCAGGCCGUGCUGGCGGCCGUGGGCAGGAAGCAAAAGGACGUGGUGCUGGCCGACCUGCAGCCCUCCCUGGCCAUCUACCUGCGCACGCUGGCCCCUGGACUCUUCUUCAGACUCAUGGCCUCCAGGGCCAGGAAGGAGCACAAGGCUAAGGGCUCCUAGCAGCACACAGGAGCGCAGAGGUGGUCCCGGGCCAGGCCCUCUGCCUGCCAGCUCUUGAGGCUGCCUGCCUGCUGUGGCACAGCCCCCCAGCCCUCACUCAGGGACAUCCCUCACAGCCAAGAGUUUGGGCAUGGGCCUGAGAGCGGCUUGCAGUGUCCCAUGUAGUGCCCACAUCAGCACC
Messenger RNA from Ochotona princeps (American pika), 1271 nucleotides. RefSeq names its product dehydrogenase/reductase 7B (gene DHRS7B). Bases 158 to 1090 code for a protein of 310 amino acids. Gene Ontology annotation, cellular component: membrane. Gene Ontology annotation, molecular function: oxidoreductase activity. The transcript has 7 exons. The record is from RefSeq and is a predicted model, not a curated record. NCBI's taxonomy places the organism in Eukaryota, Metazoa, Chordata, Mammalia, Lagomorpha, Ochotonidae.